Acipenser ruthenus (sterlet) is the source of this 2319-nucleotide messenger RNA. Its product is annotated as G-protein coupled receptor 4-like. Gene Ontology annotation, molecular function: G protein-coupled receptor activity. NCBI's taxonomy places the organism in Eukaryota, Metazoa, Chordata, Actinopteri, Acipenseriformes, Acipenseridae. Bases 124 to 1113 code for a protein of 329 amino acids. The record is from RefSeq and is a predicted model, not a curated record. Gene Ontology annotation, cellular component: membrane. Gene Ontology annotation, biological process: G protein-coupled receptor signaling pathway. The transcript has a single exon.
CAUUUUAAUGACUAUAACUCAUUGUGUUUCUUUUUGUGUUUUAGUUGCUGAAGCUUCUUACUGAUUUUCAACCUAAUCGGUCAAUCAGCGAGGCUCAAGAGUCCAGGAAACAUCAAAAGAGAGAUGAUGAACAACAUCAGCUCCGAUUCCUGUGACAACAUUGACUUCAGCUCUGACCAGACCUUUCUCUCUGUGCUCUACGGCUUAGUCUUCUGCAUUGGACUGCCCGCCAACUGCCUGGCCCUCUACGGGCUGUAUCGUCUGGUCAAGACUGACAACGCCCUUCCUGUCUACGUCAUCAACCUGCUCUUAUCAGACCUGCUGCAGAUCAGCACGCUGCCUCUCUGGAUUGACUACUACAGCCACGGGCACGUGUGGCGCUACGACAGGACAGCAUGCGUCUUCGUCUGCGUCAUCUCCAACAUCAGUCUUUACAGUAGCAUCUUUUUCCUGUGUUGCAUCUCUCUGGAGAGAUACCUGGCCAUCGCCCACCCUCUGUGGUAUAGAAACCUGCACCCCCACAAGCUGGCUGCUGUGACCUGUGUGGGUCUGUGGGUUGUUGUUACCUUGGUGGUCUUAAUGGACUAUCACAUUGGUUUGGGAACCGUAACAGAUCCCCAAUGUUCAGAACAUUACCCAAGGAAGUGGAGCUAUGCAAUGUUCCAGUUAUUUCUCAAGAUUUUCACCUUUCCUUUGCCGUUGUUCCUGCUAGUUUUUGUUCACAGAAGGACCCGGAUGAGCCUUGCCGAUUCCCUUUCAGUGAGUGCUGAAGAGAAGGAAAGGAUCAGCCGCUUGCUAGCCCUAGUGGUGAUCAUAUUUAUCCUGGUCUUUGGUCCUCACCACCUCAUUGUGUUUGUGAAAUGCAUUGGGCUAAUUGUUCUUGUUGAGAACUGUGGAUUUGAGGCGAGGAUUUUUCUCUGUUACCAGAUUUCAUCGGGAUUACUGAGCCUGAACAGCCUCCUGGAUCCCGUCUUGUAUAUAUUCGUUUGUAGAGAUGUCAGGAAGGAGAUGUUGGAGUCUUUUCCUUGCUUUCGGAAUGCUAUAAAGCUGUGGAGAGAACUCAGAGCUGAUCAGGAUGGAACGUCUGUGUCCACUUCCCCAUCACGUGUGUGACAAUACUGGGCUUUUUCAACGCAUCGCUGUACACUUUUAGCAGUGACGUGGGUCUAAGUUUAACAACCAAACAAGUGUUCUAGAACUAGAACGGGCUCCCCAAGAGAAAGACCUCGUGCUGUAAUAAACUUUUCGCUGUCAGCAACCAGGCAAAACAAAAAGGCAAGCAAUGCUUGGGUAUAUAGCCAGAAGUGUAGAGUACAAAUCAAAGAUUAUAUUAUAAGGAGUAUAAUUCACAGGUGAGACUGCACCAGGGGUGCCACCACCAAGGGGGCCAAGGGGGCCAUGCCCCCCCACACACACACUUUUCCUACUGGGGGGGUAUGGUUAUUUUUUCUCUGAAAAAAUAAAUCUGCCUACAGGAUUUUAAACAAAGAGGUCACCUUGAAUUCACUCUACCAAUCUACACAACACAAACUGAACUAAACAUGGCAGUAUGUAUUUUAUCAGGUACAUUUGUUUUUUAUAAUCCUUAUCACUCUAUAAUUAAAAUAACUGAUCUCAUUGUGAGAAGCGAAUACUCCUCCGUUCAGAGUUAAACUGCGAGAGGUAAUAAGUGCAUGCAAUUUUGUAUGAAAUCUGAACCAAAUGAAGUCUAUAUAUAUAGAGAGAGAGAGAGAGAGAGAGAGAGAGAGUGAGAGAGAGCGAGAUAGAUAUUUUAAAACCUCACCGUGAUAGUGAAAGACUGAAUUUGAAAAGGAUUUUCUGUUUCAUUUUGUCUGCGCGACUUGUUUUUUGUUUAACCUGUUGUUCUGGCUGGGUGAGCUGUGUUUUUGAUAUAUGAAAAUGAACCUCCAACGCUUCAGUCCUGAGCCACCUUGCCACAGCAUCAGCCAGAAGUAACUUUUUACUUCUAAGUCUUUUUUUUACCCCGAAUAUUCAAAUUUGUUCAUUAAAAGAACAGUCUAAAAUAAAGACAUUUAUCACUGUUGCAGGAAUUUAAAACUUAAGACAAGUUAAACAGUCCCAAUACCGCAAACAGUGGAGAAACACUGAUCUGCCGAGACAUCUGCAUGGUCCUAGAAUAAAGGGUGACAACCACAAUCUAUAAAUGUGUAACUUAAAUAGUUCACAUUUCCCAGAAGAGGCACCGUUAAACUGAACACAGGAUAGCUAAGUUAAAUGUACGGUUUCCAUAGACAUUGAUAAAGGAAGUAGCAUUUACAGCUCAGGUGUUUACAGGAAGUAAUCUUGCUAUUUUCAUAG